GCCGAAAAAAUGUAUUGUUUGUGCUCUUUGUAUGAUGUUAUCAACCUACAAACCUAAUUUAUCAAUUAUAGGCGGACUUAAGAAAAUACCAAAGCCCACAACCUUUAUGUUGAAACAGUGGCUUCGCCCGUCCUGCUUGGCAAUGUAUAGUAGUUAGCCAUCAAGUUUAUUAUCAGCUAUACCUGUGGUUGAGGCCAAAUUAUACGUGUAUCAACGAUCAGUCUAUACACGUAUAUAUAUUAUGUAUUUAAUCGUAUUAUACAAUAAUGUAAAAACGGCCUCAAUUUGUUAUCACUUCACGACUGCAAAAAUAUAGUGACCUCAAUCUAUGAUGACGUCGCAUCCAUAGACAUAUAAUAUAAUUAAAUAUGUAAUAUAAUAUAAUAUUUAACAUAUAAUAAUAAAAUCUAUUAUAAUAUGGCUAUGGUCCCAUCCAUCUUUUUAUUAUCUAUGCAUAAUCUAUUGGCACCGGGCCGUUAUCAAAAACAUCGAAAUACUGUAUUUCAAUUUGAAUUUGCGGAUUAUCCCAUAGACCUAAAACUAACUACUAAAUACUAACUUACUAACUAACGUGUCGAAAAGAUUCUUUAUUCUUCUUUUAGUUAACAAUUAAUUUUAUUGAAAUUAAUAUCUUUUUACAUUUUUUGUAUCAGAUUGUCAUCCUUACCUUAGGGUGAACCAAAUUUAAUUGAAACCAUCUGUAAUUCGUCACUUGAAGAAUCAGUAGAUAAUUUGUAAAUUCGGUCUCAGAAAUAUUUUUUUAUUUUCAUUUUCAGAAUUAAUAUUUUAAAAUAUAAGUUAUAAAGUAUAAAAAAUUACAAAAAUUAAAAUGCAAUUAUAACUGACUAUGUGAUAAGGCAACCUGUGUUAAUGUGAUACUGAUGAGUAAAAGUAUUGCGCUGAUAAGCGUUGUCUUAAGACGCUCGUGUCCGCGUCUACAAAGCCACCGAGAUCAUAGACUCCUGUAGAACACUCAUAGUUUUAUUUUUUGUUUCAAAACUUAAAUCUUUAGUCCGCGUCUUGAAGUACCAGUUAUUUCCAUGGCCAAGUCUAGAAAUGGCCUGACUGCCGUUGGCCUGUCGGUUUUGGGAGCGUUUUUGGUCCUGUUGGCGUUUAUGACGAAGAGCUGGUUGGUUACGGAUGGGAAAUUAAAGCACCCGAAAUUCGAAAGGAUCGGUUUAUGGGUAGUAUGUUUUAAAGAAUUUGAGGACUCUCAUCAUUGGUACGACACAAAAUUCCAUAGUUGUUGGUGGGUGUUCGAAGAAGAAUAUUAUAUUAUCUACGAUGUUUUAUUCAAAGGUUUUUAUAUUGCUACUCAGUUUUGGUUUUCAACUUGUGUUCUUUUAACAGUGUUUGGUUUAUUCUACUCUAUACUUUAUAUGUAUCUAAAUAGAGCUUAUGAACGUUAUGUUAAAAUUCUAUUCACAGCUGGAAUACUUUACAUAGCUGCAGCUGUAUGCAGUACCAUUGCUCUGAUAAUAUUUGGAAUCGAUGGAGACAGUAGAGUAUGGAUGCCAGAUUGGGAACACAAUGACAUAGGAUGGAGCUAUGGAGUAGGAGUGGCAGGAACUAUUGCCCUUUACUGCAGUGGAGUAUUAUAUAUAAUAGAGGGACGGGUACAUAAAAUUAAACGUCAAAAAAAGGCUACUCAAAGAGCCAAUUACAACUGUGAUGCAGAUGACAUAAAACAAUUGUCUCACACCGACAUAUAAAUAUUCAAAUUUUUAUUCUCAAAUCUCUAUCAGCAAAUUCUUUACUUUUUCAUUAAUUUAUUCUUAAUGCAGUGGCGGUUCUUGCAUAUGGCAGGGUGGGCAGCUGUCCGUACCAAAAUUUCUGAUGCCCCUUAUUGAAAAAUGUAAUAAUGUAAUUACUGCUAAUAUUUUUAAGUACUUGUGGAGGCAAUAAACACAAAUAUUUUACUAAGAAAUUUGGUCAUUUAUGUAAUUAUUGACAUACUAAUAAAUUAAUUAUAAAUUUUUCUUUGAAUUUAAUGUGCAAUUGAUAUUGGAUAGGUAUAUACAACCUGUGAACACAAAAAUCUUAAGUAUUUAAUUUAAAAUCUAUGAAUUUCAUCAUAAUUAUUAAUUAUUAAAUGAGCAAUAAUUGAUUUUUAAUUUUUCUUAUGACUAAAAAUAAAAGGUUAUUGAGAAUUUGUGGAAAAAAAUUUGUAGGGUAAUUAAUGUAUAUUUUUUUUAUAGCUAGAAUAACAAUAAUCCGUCCAUUUAAUUCUAAGUUAUUUUAGUAGCUAUUGCUACACACUUUGCGCAAAAUAUUCAACACAACUUUUACAUUUUUGUAAUUCAUAAUAAGUCACUAUGAAUUUUUAUACUUAUCUGUUAAGUGGGUCUUAAAUUUUUGUGAACUAAAAUUGUAAUACGUUCAAAAUAAAUUCUCCCUAAUUAUUGCAUAAUUAUUGUUUGUAUAAAGGUUUAAGUUGUUCUGUUUAAAAACUCCUCACAAUUAGAUUGUAUGAUUGCUUUAAAAUUACACCAUGCCAUUUGUUUAGUACAGUAGUACAGUAGUUGAGUAAAGUAAUUCUUUGAAUUAAUAAAUAUACUCCUUUUUUUAUGAUAUAUAAUGUAGAUGUUUAAUUAAUGUUCUAAACUAGUAAAUUUGUGUUUAAAAGAAAAUAUAAAACUAGAGUUCACUUGACAUGUGAUAUUCAAUUUUCUUGCUUUAUAUAAACAAUAAUUAACAAGUUAUUUAAUUUUUUUUUGCAAAAUUGAACAAUGUAAUAUUUUUUUAAGCUUUUCUAUGUUAUUGAUUUGUUUUUUAUGUAUAAAUUCAAUAAUUAUGAAUUCAUACUUGCCAUACCAAGAGUACAUAUCAUUUACAUUAUUAUUAUUUAUACUGCUUUUUUAAAACCUUUUAAUUUGUAUUUUUA
Molecule: messenger RNA, 2884 nt
Organism: Myzus persicae (green peach aphid)
Lineage: Eukaryota; Metazoa; Arthropoda; Insecta; Hemiptera; Aphididae
Exons: 4
Coding region: 1041-1712 (223 amino acids)
Biological process (GO): septate junction assembly; regulation of tube size, open tracheal system
Cellular component (GO): septate junction; membrane
Source: RefSeq, a predicted model, not a curated record